Rhipicephalus microplus (southern cattle tick) is the source of this 906-nucleotide messenger RNA. It is a transcript of the gene Srr, whose product is annotated as Serine racemase. Gene Ontology annotation, molecular function: pyridoxal phosphate binding; L-serine ammonia-lyase activity; threonine deaminase activity. Lineage: Eukaryota; Metazoa; Arthropoda; Arachnida; Ixodida; Ixodidae. Gene Ontology annotation, biological process: L-threonine catabolic process; L-serine catabolic process. The record is from RefSeq and is a predicted model, not a curated record.
CCUCCAAAGUGGUGAUAGCGUCAGGUGGCAAUGCUGGCAUGGCGGUGGCGUAUGGCGCGCGGCAGCUGGGAAUGGAGUGUGUGGUGGUUAUCUCAAACAACGUUCCACAUCACAUGGCCGAGAAGCUGCAGCUAGAAGGGGCGCGCGUCGAGGUACGAGGUAACAGUUGGGACGACGCUGACGUGCGAGCGAGAGAAAUCGUCGCAAAAGAAGGCGGAUAUUACUGCCACCCAUUCGACAAUCCGCUGAUAUGGACGGGCAAUGCAACCAUGGUGGCGGAGAUGAAGGAGGACCUGGGUGAUCGUAUUCCCGCUGCCAUUGUCGCCUCGGUUGGUGGCGGCGGUCUGGUCUGCGGCCUGUCGGAGGGCAUGAAGUCGGCCGCAUGGGCUGACGUGCCUAUCAUCGCUGUUGAGACGCGAGGUGCUGAUUCCUUCCGCGCCUCACUGCGCGCCGGCAACCAGGUGACGUUGCCGAAGAUAACCAGCAUCGCAGCAGCACUGGCCGUACGCAAGGUGUGCACACGGAUUCUGGAGGUGUACCGGGAGCGAAGCAUCUUCUCAAUGGUGCUAUCCGACCGCCUGGCCGUCAAUGCGUGCAACCGAUUCGCCGAUGACCACCGCGCGCUGGUGGAACCGGCGUGCGGCGCAUCGCUCGCCGCAGUGUACUCGAAACGGGCGACCGAGAUGCGCCGCCAGAAAAAGCUUGAUCCGUCGCGACCCCUGGUGGUCGUCGUGUGUGGCGGCAGUGCUGCCUCCCGAAAGCAGCUCGAAGAGUGGACUAACCAGGUUUCCUCCACUGGUGCUGCCAGUCCACUCGACCACUCCGGCAUCGACUGAGUUAUUUUGCAAACCACGACAAAUUCGUGGCCUUUCGGUGAAAUUGUGCAGUGGCUACGCGCCUUACCGC